AGGAAACCAGGGGGCGGUGUGCACGUAACGUAACAAGAGUCAUAACAAGAGACUCUAAAGGAUACAAUACAGAACCAUGGCGGAGAAAGAUGCAGAAAAUGUCAAAAUGCAUAAUGAGAGACUACUUCUGAACCGGAGGAAUGAGCUCGACUACUGGAAGAAGAACGCCGAGCGGAUCCGCGGGCGGAACCGGCUGACGGGGCUCGCCAUCGGCGCGUUUGUGGUCGGCAUGUUCGGCUACACCAUUCUCUCUGUCAAACAGGAGAAAAUAAUGGAUGACAUCGACAAGGAAGCAAAGGUCCAAAUCUGGAGAGGUCCUCGUACUGGAGCCAACUCCUAGAUCCUGUGUGUGUGUGUGGGUGGCUGUGUGUGUGUUAAAACAAAUGUGGGUGUGCUCGUGCUGUAUGAUUAAUCAAGACCACAGGACCCACUUGGUUGUUGAUGAAGAACAGAACAUAACAGAGUCUAGUAUGGAAGAAUAGGAUUUGGGUCAACAUCAAAUCUGUAAACAUCUCAUGAAAAAAAGAACAUGUUGCGUGUUGUUGACUUGCUGCUUCUACAUAUCUUAUUAACCAGAGGAAUACAAAACUAUAUUUAACAUGUAUGUCAUCUCUGAGGAGGCGCCAUUCAAUUUUCUGUCAUGCACUAUGUUUGUCACAUUAUAUUAAAUUAUGUUCAUAAAUAAUGUGGAUAUAAAAUAAAAAUGGUUAU
This is a messenger RNA of Gadus macrocephalus (Pacific cod), 711 nucleotides long. RefSeq names its product cytochrome c oxidase assembly factor 3 homolog, mitochondrial-like. Gene Ontology annotation, biological process: mitochondrial respiratory chain complex IV assembly. The transcript has 2 exons. Gene Ontology annotation, cellular component: mitochondrial inner membrane. Lineage: Eukaryota; Metazoa; Chordata; Actinopteri; Gadiformes; Gadidae. The coding region runs from base 77 to 340 and encodes 87 amino acids. The record is from RefSeq and is a predicted model, not a curated record.